UAAGCCAGAGAUAUAGUUCCAUAGCAGUAGAAAUGCACCUACCCUCAGCGCUCUUGUUUGUAUGAAUUGACCAGAUCAAGAUGCAUUUGGACACGGUAUGGCUGACGUCGCCGAGGAUUCGGAAGGGAUUGAGCAACAUGUUUUAGGUAGGCUCGGUGGUAACGAUGGUCAUGAAGGCAUCUGCUCGCGCUCUUCUCUUUGAAUCGCACCGUCUUCAAAGUGUCUGCCUACUGAGUGUCUUGGUGAAAGAGCUUGGUGCACGCUCACCACCGAGGCAAGCGAGGGUCCACGAUCUGGGGAAGCUUACGAACUCGCCUCGCCUAAACCUUCUCUCCGAGCAUCGGACCACAAUGAAAUCAACGAGUUGGAUCGGGACGUGGUGGGUACGCCAAACACAACUUUUGCUUAAACAAUCUAUUCUGUCUGCCAGAGGGUGUGUUGAAUCUGACAAUUCUCCUUCUGCAAGUGUUGAACAAAUGACCACGUGCUCAAUUGGGGAGCCGCUCUAGUAAGGUAUACAGGAACCCUUCAACGACCAAAUCUCUUGAGCUCGAACCAUCGGAGAGGUGGAUAGACAAGAGCUGCCCACGCGAAUCCGACAUAGUUUCCCAUCUAUAAUCUAUCAGCACGUAUUCUCCAUAAGA
Molecule: messenger RNA, 644 nt
Organism: Aureobasidium subglaciale EXF-2481
Lineage: Eukaryota; Fungi; Ascomycota; Dothideomycetes; Dothideales; Saccotheciaceae
Exons: 1
Coding region: 165-509 (114 amino acids)
Source: RefSeq, a predicted model, not a curated record